UACCAAAGCUUCAAAGCAUUUUCUCAAGAACCAAACAGAUCAAAUAAUUUCUCACUUGGCUCCCACUAUUUUGUCUUUGUGUUUAUAUAUAAUUGUACUUUCCAUCUUUGCCAAUAAUCUAUCUUUAUUCUCUCUACCCUGAAACCAAAGUAUCAUAGCAUUUUCUCAAUAACCAGCUAGGCAGGCAUAACCAACUUGAGAUUAUCAUUUGGCUUUACUCUCCUCCUAAUAUAAUUGCCUUAACUGUCUCUUCUCCUAGCUAUUUUGAUUCCUUCAUAGACUCUAGCUUCUCACCAUGCAUUUCUUGUCAACUUUUGUCACCCAAAAAUUCUAACUAUUCUGCAAAAGUAGAAGCUUUUUCUGUGAUAAAAAAUGGGGUCUGCAACCUCAUCAAUGGCGGCCAAGUUUGCUUUCUUCCCACCAGACCCUCCUUCAUACAGCACAUACAUGGAUGAAUCAACCGGGAAAAUGAAGAUGUCAGAUGUUCAUCAGAGAGAUGACGUGGACGUUAUGAAGCUAAACACCAAGAAAGGGAAUGAGAUAGUGGCUAUGUAUGUCAAAAACCCAUCUGCUUCACUCACUUUGCUUUACUCUCACGGCAACGCUGCUGAUCUUGGCCAGAUGUACCACAUUUUCACCGAGCUUAGUCUUCAUCUGGGUGUUAAUCUUAUGGGGUACGAUUAUUCUGGCUAUGGACAAUCUACUGGAAAGGCAAGUGAGCAGGACACUUACGCAGACAUAGAGGCUGCAUAUAAAUGUCUUGAAGAGAAGUAUGGUGUGAAAGAGGAAGACACAAUCCUGUACGGACAGUCAGUUGGGAGUGGACCUGCUUUGGAAUUGGCUGUUCGAUUGCCACACUUGAGAGCUGUAAUUCUGCACAGUCCAAUCCUUUCCGGCCUUCGAGUUAUGUAUCCAGUCAAAAGAACGUUCUGGUUCGACAUUUAUAAGAAUAUUGACAAAAUCCCAUUCGUCAAUUGCCCAGUUUUGGUAAUUCAUGGAACAGAAGACGAAGUUGUGGAUUUUUCCCAUGGCAAGCAGCUUUGGGAGCUAUGCCAAGAGAAGUAUGAACCACUAUGGCUCAAAGGAGGAAAUCACUGCAACUUAGAACUCUAUCCAGAGUACUUAAGGCAUCUCAGAAAGUUCAUAUCCGCUGUUGAGAAACUUCCACGCAUUGGAGUUUCAACUGAGCAGACUAUCACCACAGAUAAACCAGAUAGUCCUCAGAAGACCACAACAGACAUAAACACAGAGAAGGCUGCCCGGCCUAGCACCGACCAAAGAGACAAUAGGUCCAGAACUAGUACUGGGCAAAGAGAAAAGUCCAGGCUGAGCACAGAUAGCAGAGAAAAAUCAAGAACCAGCACUGACAAGAGAGACAAGUCAAGGAGAAGCAUAGAUCGAUCAGGAAAGGCAAGGAUCAGCAUAGAUCACUCAGAAAGAGCAAGAAAUAGCUUUGACCGCUUAGGGGACAUGGUGAGAUCCGUUGGCUUGUGCAAUGUUGAUUGUUUGAAGCAGGCUGCAGCUUCUGAGGCUUGAUUGAAUUUGAAGUGGAACAAGUCCCUCCCAAGUUAAUUCUCAAAUCUUUUUGGGGUUGGAAAGUGCUUGUGGGAUUCUACGUUUGAUUGAUUGUUUAGUUUGGAUUUUUGGCUGAUUUGGAAUUGGCCUCGUGUAGCUCACCAACCGCUGGGAGGGUCUUCCUUCCUUCCUUUCUUUCCUUUCUUUUUUUGGGCUGCCUUAUGUGAAAUUAUGAUCAUAGCAAAAGUAAUAAGUAUGGUAAUAUGUGAAUCUUCAGUUCUUUAGUUAUUUUUCCUCGUCUUUUUUUGCAAGGAGUGUAUAUAUACAUAUAUUUAUAUGUAGUAGUUGUACUCGUUCUUUUUCUUGGUCAGGCAUGGAUUGACAAGUUACCUAAGCUCAUGUUAAAAGGAGCUGAAAAAUAUAAGAAAAGAAGCAACAAUUA
Messenger RNA from Humulus lupulus (European hop), 1957 nucleotides. RefSeq lists its product as uncharacterized. The coding region runs from base 373 to 1536 and encodes 387 amino acids. The record is from RefSeq and is a predicted model, not a curated record. NCBI's taxonomy places the organism in Eukaryota, Viridiplantae, Streptophyta, Magnoliopsida, Rosales, Cannabaceae. The transcript has 6 exons.